Molecule: messenger RNA, 909 nt
Organism: Hippopotamus amphibius kiboko
Lineage: Eukaryota; Metazoa; Chordata; Mammalia; Artiodactyla; Hippopotamidae
Gene: GUCA1A
Product: guanylate cyclase activator 1A
Exons: 4
Coding region: 204-821 (205 amino acids)
Biological process (GO): visual perception; positive regulation of guanylate cyclase activity
Cellular component (GO): photoreceptor inner segment; cone photoreceptor outer segment
Molecular function (GO): calcium sensitive guanylate cyclase activator activity; calcium ion binding
Source: RefSeq, a predicted model, not a curated record
GUUACCUUCUCUCUUCUGUUCACCUUCUCCUGUCAUUUCCCCGCACUUUUUGAUUCAUCAGGCCCUUCCUCACUCAGAUCUGCGGGACUCAGGCCUGUGAGCGAGGAGGGCCCAGUGUUAGGACGCUCAGCCACCCUGCUGUGGGGACCAGCGGGGAAAAGAACCAGUCCGCCUUGGACAUCGGCAUCCCGCGGGCCUGAGCGAUGGGGAACAUCAUGGACGGUAAGUCGGUGGAGGAGCUGAGCAGCACCGAGUGCCACCAGUGGUACAAGAAGUUCAUGACCGAGUGCCCCUCCGGCCAGCUCACCCUCUACGAGUUCCGCCAGUUCUUCGGCCUCAAGAACCUGAGCCCGUGGGCCAGCCAGUACGUGGAGCAGAUGUUUGAGACCUUUGACUUCAACAAAGAUGGCUACAUCGACUUCAUGGAGUACGUGGCGGCGCUCAGUCUGGUCCUCAAGGGGAAGGUGGAACAGAAGCUGCGAUGGUACUUCAAGCUCUACGAUGUGGACGGCAACGGAUGCAUCGACCGCGACGAGCUGCUCACCAUCAUCCGGGCCAUCCGAGCCAUUAACCCCUGCAGCGAUUCGACCAUGACCGCAGAGGAGUUCACCGAUACAGUGUUCUCCAAGAUUGACGUCAAUGGGGAUGGGGAACUCUCCCUGGAGGAGUUCAUGGAGGGCGUCCAGAAGGACCAGAUGCUCUUGGACACGCUGACCCGAAGCCUGGACCUUACCCGCAUUGUGCGCAUGCUCCAGAAUGGAGAGCAGGAUGAGGAGGGGGCUGGCGGCAGGGAAACUGAGGCAGCAGAGGCAGCCGGCUGAGCCCACCCCCCAGCUGUUUCUGUACUGGGGAGGGUGUGUGUGGUGGUGCCUGGUGUCUCGUUGUUUUAAUACUAGAUAGAGUCGACUG